This is a messenger RNA of Poecilia latipinna (sailfin molly), 1491 nucleotides long. Its product is annotated as interferon gamma receptor 1-like. The transcript is spliced from 7 exons. Gene Ontology annotation, molecular function: protein binding; cytokine receptor activity. The record is from RefSeq and is a predicted model, not a curated record. NCBI's taxonomy places the organism in Eukaryota, Metazoa, Chordata, Actinopteri, Cyprinodontiformes, Poeciliidae. The coding region runs from base 271 to 1443 and encodes 390 amino acids. Gene Ontology annotation, cellular component: plasma membrane. Gene Ontology annotation, biological process: cytokine-mediated signaling pathway.
UAAACUGAACUUUCGCCUUUGCCCCCCGCCUCCCAGAACACGAUUCCGACAUUUACAAGCUUUCCUAAACGCAACAUGUGGUCAUCGCUUAUUAGCUCCACGGCUAGCUCCUCCCAAAACUGGAACAGAGUAAAGCUCCCAUUGCAGAUGGGUCCAGUUCAGUGAGACGAGAAGUCCGUGUCUUUCCCGUAAUUCUCAGAUGUCCAGCGCUACGUGUCCUUCUGGUGUGUCGUAAAAGGUUGAGGACCAGCCGGGCUCGGACAGAACAGGAUGGCUUUCACCAAAUCCCUGCGGCUUUUGUUCAUUUUCCCCUUUGUCUCAGCAACUCUGGUGGCUCCUCCGACCAACGUGACCCUAACCUGCCGCAACCUGCAGAACAUUUUGUCCUGGAAUUAUGAUAACGAUGUUCCUGGGGUUAGAUUCAAAGUUUCAAUCCGCUCUACAGCAAAAAUAUCAGGGUACUCUAAAAAAAUGUGGGUUAACGAAUCUUCUUCUCGACAAGCAGAUCUUUCGCUUCUGUCAGAUCCAGAUAUUAUGUACCUUGUCGAUGUAAAGGCUGUACUGGGGAAAGAUGAGUCUGUUUCGUCUCCAGAGGAUGGCAUCGAAUUUUCCUAUUUCUCCAGUGCUCUGAGUGGUCAGAAAUGUCUUUUGGAUAUCCCACCCGUUGACAUCACUACCCAGGACCAGCACCACAUGCUGGUAGAGUUCAAGCAUCCCUGGCUGGUGUACAAGGACGGGCUGUAUAGAUGUAACGCACAGAAGAAGAAGAACGAACUACCAAACUUUAAGUACACCAUCAAUGUGGUUGGCCAGGAUAAGCCCCACUCCUCUGACUGUGAGGAGGAUGAGUGCAAGAUCAGACUGCAAGUGGACAUGAAGCAGGACAAACACUGUCUGAAAAUCAAUGGAGAGCUCGAACUGAUGACUGUGGUGACCACAAAGGAAUUCUGCACCGAGAAAGCCCCACCGCCUCUCAAUCGCACUGGCCUCAUUGCUGGCAUCACCAUCGCCAUCCUGGCAGCACUGGCUGUAAUUGCCGUCAUGGUUUUCUGGAAACAGACGAGACCCACCCUGGUUAAAAUCAAUUCUUUAGUGAUCCGUAAAACAAACAAGCCAGAGUUUCAACACCUUCCCGAUGUUCCCAGUCCUGUGACAGUGAGCCCUUUCCCGAUGCCUCCCGAAGAUCCGCCUGUGAAACCCGUCAUCAUUCCAAAGACUGAUGAAGACUACGACCAACGCAUCAAGUUGUCACCCAACAACCAGGCUUUUACUGAAGAGCGAGAGGAAGAGAGCACGUCUGAUGACCCGUACAUGAGCGGGCAAAAACUGGACAGUGACUCUGAAGAGCCAGACUUCAUAGAGAUAAUCCCCUCUCCUUACGAGUGCCGCGGGGUGGUGGUGGAGUUGGCUCCCGAGGACCGCGCUGAGGGAUACCGGGCCUGAUUAAUUGGUUUGAUCUAAAAGAAAAGAUUAACAAUUUAAUAACGGGGG